Molecule: messenger RNA, 1192 nt
Organism: Hordeum vulgare subsp. vulgare (domesticated barley)
Lineage: Eukaryota; Viridiplantae; Streptophyta; Magnoliopsida; Poales; Poaceae
Product: protein SENSITIVITY TO RED LIGHT REDUCED 1
Exons: 1
Coding region: 17-895 (292 amino acids)
Biological process (GO): microtubule-based process
Cellular component (GO): cytoplasm; nucleus
Source: RefSeq, a predicted model, not a curated record
GCCCAACCCCCAACCCAUGGCCGCCGCCGCCGCGGUCGCGGUCGCAGCUGCUGCCGACUGGACCGUCGUCCGACGGCGCGGCCGCCGCAGGGGAAACGCCACGGUCACCACCUCCCACCUCGACGCCCCGCCGCCGCUCCCGUUGACCCCGAUCCCGUGGUCGCCCUCCGACCCAUCCCUCGACCCGACCCGCGUCUCCCGCCUCCUCGACCGCGCCCGCGCCGCGAUCUCCCGGAUCGAGGCCUCCCGCCUCUACCGCCGCCUCCUCCUCCCCGACUCCCCGCUCCGUCGCCGUCUCGCCUCGCUCGCCCCCUCCCGCCUCUCCCUCCUCGGCGUCGGCAGCUUCGAGUCCUCCCCGGCCGCGCGCCUCCAGCUCGCGCUCGCCGCCCUCCUCCGCCGGGACCUCCUCGCGAGCGCCUCCGCCACGGCCGACCUCUUCGACCCCGUCCUCUCCGCCGUCGAGUGCGCCGUCGCCGUCGCCCUCGGCUUCGCCGUCCCGAGCCUCGACGACGGGUGCGGCCGCCGCGUGGAGGAGCCCACCCUCUUCUACAUGCCCCACUGCGAGGCGUCGCUCUACGACGCGCUCCUCGGAGCCAACUGGGAGCCCCGCGCUCAGCUCCGCCGCGUCUGCGUGCUCGGCAACAGCUUCCGGCGGUACGCUCUGCAGGCGGAAGAGAACCGCUCGGGGCCCGCCGCCAAGGCCAAUCUUGUUCUCAAGGCAGCGCGGUUCGCGUGGGAGCAGCGGAUCGACGACGCCGGGGAUGUGGACGAUGAGGACUGGUUCGCCCGUGCGUUCAACGAGACGAGCUGGCAUUUCUUCGAGGUGGACGAAGACGUCGGCCAGAGGACGGAGAUAAGUUCCCAAGCUUUGUCCUUCGAGAAAUUAUCACUGUAACCCAGUGUAUUACGUACUUGAUUCGAGAUGCAUUUGGAGAUUCUGGGUUGGCAUCUUCACAAAAUUUAUCACUGCAAUUCUGUGAUUGUAUACUAGUAUUUGAUUGGAGAUGAAUUCACAGAUUCAUAGUUAGCAUCUGAGCAUAAUUUGUCACUGUAAUUCUAUUAUUGUAUUGCUUGAUUGGAGAUUAUAUUCAAAGAUUCAGAGUUAGCAUCUGAGCAUAAUUUAUCACUGUAACUCUAUGACUGUAUUGCCUGAUUGGAGAUUAUAUUCAAAGAUUCAGAGUUGGCAUCUUAA